Salvia splendens (bonfire salvia) is the source of this 3295-nucleotide messenger RNA. Its product is annotated as probable inactive ATP-dependent zinc metalloprotease FTSHI 4, chloroplastic. Gene Ontology annotation, biological process: proteolysis. Gene Ontology annotation, molecular function: ATP hydrolysis activity; ATP-dependent peptidase activity; ATP binding. NCBI's taxonomy places the organism in Eukaryota, Viridiplantae, Streptophyta, Magnoliopsida, Lamiales, Lamiaceae. The coding region runs from base 111 to 2723 and encodes 870 amino acids. The record is from RefSeq and is a predicted model, not a curated record. Gene Ontology annotation, cellular component: chloroplast thylakoid membrane. The transcript has 17 exons.
GCGAGGCCGUCAAUAAACAAAAGUAGAAAACUUCGAAAAAGAGAAAAAAGAGAGAAAAAGGGUAAAUGCGUUAGCUGUUGUUGUUUGCGUCGCGCAUUUUCCACUGGAAAAUGCAAAAUAUGAACCUUUGCGGCGCUUUGAACUCAUCACUGGAUAGUUCUGCGCCAAAACCCUCGUGUAUUUCUCCUUCUUCAAAUCGAUUACUUAUUCGAAAUGAUAGACGGCCGAAUUUCCUGUUUCUUGGGCGGUUCCAAUAUGCUACAACACUCAGAAUUAGUAUUUGCAAAGCUUCUUCCUCAAACUCGAGCUCCAAUCCGCCACAAUUGGAAAACGACUCCUCCCAACAGCUAUUCGAGAGUUUGAAGGAAGUGGAGAAAGAACGUAUGAACAAAUUGGAAGAAUUUGAAAGGAAGGCGAAUGUCCAAUUGGAGAGGCAGCUCAUGAUGACAUCAGAGUGGAGCAGGGCACUUUUGACAAUGAAGGGAAAACUGAAAGGGACGGAGUGGGACCCUGUGACUUCUCAUUCCAUAGACUUCAGUGACUUCAAGAGACUUCUUGAUUCGAACAAUGUUCGAUUCAUGGAGUACUCUAAUUAUGGGCAGACAGUCUCAGGUUUUCCUGCAUCAUGGAUUUUGCUAUGCCAACCCAAUAUUUUUUCAUUUGCUGGAGUGGACAAUGUGAUUCUACCUUACAAAAAGGAAGGGAAAACUGAAAGCUCAGUAGAUGACAUAAAAAAGGAUAUUGUUUUUCGGCGCCAUGUUGUUGAACGUAUGCCAAUCGACUGCUGGAAUGAUGUUUGGAGAAAGUUGCAUCAGCAGCUUGUUAAUGUUGAUGUCCUUGAUGUGAACAAUGUUCCUGCCGAAGUCUAUUCUAGUGUUGCCACUGCAGUUGUGUGGGGAAUGAGGCUAGCUCUUGCUGUUGGUCUGUAUGUCUGGAUUGAUACUAUGAUGAGACCGAUAUAUGCAAAGUUAAUACCUUGUGAUCUUGGCUCUCCUCCUAAAAAAACAACAUUGCAGCCACUCAAGCGGGAGGCACUUGGCUCAUUGGGGAAGAGUCGGGCAAAAUUCAUAUCAGCCGAAGAAAAAACAGGUGUUACAUUUGAUGACUUUGCUGGCCAAGAAUAUAUCAAGAGAGAGCUACAAGAGAUAGUAAGAAUACUGAAAAAUGACGAGGAAUUCCAAGAUAAAGGUAUCUAUUGUCCAAAAGGUGUGCUCCUUCAUGGACCUCCUGGUACUGGUAAAACACUUCUUGCAAAAGCCAUAGCUGGUGAGGCAGGCCUUCCAUUUUUUGCAUCUAAUGGUACAGAUUUUGUUGAGAUGUUUGUUGGCGUGGCUGCUUCUCGUGUGAAGGAUCUUUUUGCUAGUGCCAGAUCAUUUUCCCCUUCCAUAAUUUUUAUUGAUGAGAUAGAUGCAAUUGGCAGCAAACGUGGAGGACCUGAUAUUGGAGGGGGUGGUGCAGAAAGGGAACAAGGACUGCUUCAAAUACUGACAGAAAUGGAUGGUUUUAAAGAAUCAACGUCACAGGUAUUAAUUAUUGGUGCAACAAAUAGACUGGACAUUCUUGAUCCUGCUCUUCUGAGAAAAGGGCGCUUUGACAAGAUAAUCCGUGUUGGAUUACCUUCAAAAGAUGGAAGAUUUGCCAUUUUGAGGGUGCAUGCUCGAAAUAAAUAUUUUCGUUCGGAGGAAGAGAAGGAGACUCUACUUCAGGAAAUUGCAGAUCUUACAGAAGAUUUUACUGGAGCUGAAUUGCAAAAUAUACUGAAUGAAGCUGGGAUUUUGACUGCUAGAAAGGACUUGGAUUACAUCGGAUGGGAAGAACUUCUUGAGGCCUUGAAGCGACAAAAAGGCACUUUUGAGACGGGUCAGGAAGACAGUACCGAUGUCCCUGAAGAGCUAAAACUGAGAUUGGCAUAUAGAGAGGCAGCUGUUGCUGUUCUUGCAUGUUGCAUUCCAGAUCCCUACCAUCCUUUUGCUGAUACCGAUAUUAAUUCCAUACAGAGUCAGCCAAAUAUGCGUUAUGAAGAGACAUCAGGCAGGGUAUUUCUGCGAAAGGCAGAUUAUGUGGAUGCUAUAAUACGCGCAUGUGCUCCCAGAGUAAUUGAAGAAGAGGUAUUUGGAAUUGAUAAUUUAUGCUGGAUUUCUGCAAAAGCCACAUUAGAAGCUUCCAGACGUGCUGAGUUCUUGAUUUUGCAAACUGGAAUGACGGCUUUUGGGAAAGCCUUCUACAGAUAUCAACAUGAUCUUGUGCCUAAUCUGGCUGCUAAACUUGAAGCACUUAGAGAAGAAUACCUCCGUUUCGCUGUUGAGAAAUGCUCAACUGCGUUAAGAGAAAACCGUCCUGCCGUGGAGAAGAUAACAGAUGUCCUACUUGAGAAGGGAGAGAUAAAAGCCGAUGAAAUUUGGAAAAUUUACAGCAAUUCACCUCGAUUGCCUCAGCCUGCUGUGAGGCAAUUGGAUGAAUAUGGAGCCCUUAUACAUGCCGGACGGUGGGGAGUUCAUGGUGUAUCACUUCCAGGGAGGGUAACUUUUGCUCCUGGAAACGUGGGAUUCUCAACUUUUGGUGCACCUCGUCCCCUGGAGACUCAAAUCAUUAGUGAUGAGACAUGGAAGUUAGUAGAUGGAAUUUGGGAUGAAAGGGUUGAUGAAAUAAGGAAUGAAGCCUCUAUAGAAAUUGAAGAAGAGAGAGAGAGGCCAGAGCUUUUGAUGGCCAGCCACUUCCUAUAAGACUAAAAUUCAUUAUUGUCAGGAUCUCAUGGCAAGCGAGCGGUGCUCUUCAAGAUUGAGUAAAGUGUGGGGGUAGGAGCUGGCACAGGCGCAACCUCCGCGGGCUUGAAUGCCGAAGAGGUCAUUGAGAAGCUUGGCGACGAAAGAGCCAUUGAGAGGCUUGCCUCUGCUCUUGCUUGGGGAUGAAGUAUGUAUGAGGAAAGAUAAGAUGGCUUGGCUCUUCACAUGAGUGUUGCCUAAUAUCACAAUAUUGGGAUUGCGAAUCAAUCGUUGCACUGCUUUCUCAGUGUGUGUCUUCUCCACCAUCACUAUGGCUUUAUAACCUAUGAAUUCCUUGAUCCAGAAAGCUAAGCCAGCUCUUACUUUUUGGAUGUUUUGUGGAGUUCCGGCGUCUUCUCUUUCUUCUAUAUCGUCUAGGUAUAGGGUGUCCUGAAUUACAAAAAUGCAUGCUAUAAUUAUUUUGCCAAGGUGAUUAAAUUAUUAAUUAAUAGGCUACUACCCACUUUAUAGUUUAUAUGUGUAUUUAUACUAGUACUGUCACUUACUAAUUAAUAAAAAUAAAUUGCGUCCUA